AGCUAUAAUAUGUACACUAUUUACAACUGUGUAUAUUAUCUUAAUGUGGACGAGACAUGCGAUAUUCUGUUUGAGAGAACGCGUGGUUUGAAAUUUACGAGGGAAAAAUCGAUCGUCGAGAUUAGAACGUUCGACGGCGUUCGAGAUCGAGAAACGUGGGCAAACGUAAACACACAUGUUUAUACGUGUAUACUUACGGGCUGCUUUGGCCUCUAGAAGAGAAAUAUAGUUAUUCAAUGAGGAAAUCGAGCUGAUUAUUUUAUUUAUUACCUUUGGAGUGCAAGUCAACGAUUUCAGUAAAGAUGAAACUGUCUUUGUUCAACGAAAAUGCAAAAGUACUUUUGGUUGGCGAGGGAAAUUUUUCUUUUGCUGUUACAUUAGUGAAGCAUAACUUAAAUGUCCGUCUCAUCGCCACUUGUUAUGAAAAGGAUGUAAAUGAAACUGGAAAGAAAAACAUAGAUAUUUUAAAAAGUCAUGGUAUUCACGUAUUAGUAGGAGUUGAUGCAACAAAAUUCGAAGAACAUAAAAUCUUGAGUUCUCAGUCUUUUGACAUAGUAGUUUUUAAUUUCCCUCAUGUAGGAGGAAAAAUGAGAAUAGAAAAGAACAGAGAAUUGUUGAGACAGUUUUUCAUAUCGGUUAAAUCUGUUUUACAUAAGGAUGGAAAAGUUCUGAUGAGUUUGUGCGAUGGACAGGGGGGUACACCUGCUGAUACAUCCAGAAGACAAUGGAAUGAUUCUUGGCAAGUCACAGAAAUGGCUGCUCAUGGUAGCUUUGUGCUACUUGCUAUUGAACCGUUUGAUUCUUCCCUGUUUAAAACUUACACUGUUACUGGAUACAGGAGUUUGGAAAAAAAAUUUAAUACUGAAGGAUCUCUCACUCAUGUUUUUAAGCGAGCUGACAGACCUGACAUUGUCAAUAUUGCACCCAAAACAAAAAUCAACUUACAGAAGAACAAUUACAAGCCAAUUGAAUGGGAGAAUGUAAUUUUUGAAGCUAGUAGGGAUGCAAAUGAUAGUAGCUGUAAUUUAUCAUUAUAUCCUAAUUUCUACAAAUUUGAUAUGACAGUCUGUAUUAAUUCAGAAUUCUCUGAUUCAAACUUUUAUGAAUCAUUGUACAAUAAUGCAGGUCUUAUUAUAAGCAAUGUGGAAUUUAUUGGUUUUUAUAAAUUUUCCGAUUUCAAAGAAACCAGAACAUUUAGAAUAACUUACAAAUCUGACAAAUUUCCAUUAUACAGAAAAUUAGUUAUAGACAUUCACGAAAACUUAAUAGCAGAAAUAGUUGAAAGAGAUUUGCAUGUAACUGUUCCCAGAUAGGUGUAAAUAAAAUUUGACGCACUUUAAAUGCAUUUUGAAACAUAGAAAGAUGCAACCUAUUUUCAAAUGGCAAUCCAUCUCUGCAGUGUACAGAGUUAUUAGGAAUUGCAACACUGUACAGAAAAAUAUUUACCAGUCCAAAAGAAUUCGAAUUAUAAGCAGUUUCUUGUACAAAUCAUUUCACAGUACUCAUCAAAUUCAUGAACAUGAACAUGUUGCAAGUGCUCUCAGGAAUACAAAACCAAAAUCUGAUAGAGAUACAUUGCAAUACUUUGUUGAUAUGAAACAGGUCAGAGUUCAAGGAGGCAAAGGAGGAGAUGGAGCUAUUUCUUUCCUGCAGUUGUGGGUGAAUGAAAGAGCUGGGCCAGACGGAGGUGAUGGGGGUCAUGGUGGACAUGUAAUAUUUCAAGUAUCAGCUGAUGUCAAAGAUUUGUCAACUGUAAGUAGUGUACUUGAAGCUGAGAGUGGAGAAGAUGGGCACAACAAAGACUGUUUUGGAAAGAAUGCAAAACACAAUAUUAUCAAAGUUCCAGUAGGAACUAUUGUAAGAGAUACAGAAGGAACCAUACUGGCUGACUUAGAUGAAGAAGGUAUGAUGUACAUAGCUGCUCGAGGUGGUGCAGGAGGUCAUGGCAAUGCCUUCUUUAAGUCUAACAUGAACCAGUCUCCAAAAAUUUCUGAAUACGGGGCAGAAGGGGAAAGCAAACAGUAUGUGCUAGAAGUGAGAAGUAUGGCACAUGUCGGUUUGAUUGGUCUUCCUAAUGCUGGCAAAAGUACGUUACUCAGGGCUAUCUCGAGAGCAAGACCAAAAGUCGCAUCAUACCCCUUUACGACUUUGAGACCUCACAUUGGAAUGAUCCAAUAUGAUGAUUAUGAGCAAAUUGCUGUUGCUGAUCUACCUGGAUUAAUACCAGAUUCACAUAAGAAUAAAGGUCUUGGAAUUACGUUUUUAAAACAUGCCGAACGUUGUGCAGCUUUAUUAUUUAUCGUUGAUUUAACUCAAGAGGAACCGUGGACUCAUUUUGAAAUUCUACAGUAUGAAAUCAGCCAAUUUAACGAUAAACUGAAUGAUAGACCUAUGAUAAUCAUAGCAAACAAAGUUGAUUUACCAGAAGCAAAGGAAAAUUUGAAGCUGUUAAAAGAAAAAAUCGACCUACCUAUUAUUCCGAUUUCUGCAAAAAUGGGAACUAACGUUGCAACGUUAUUAAAGGAAAUCAGAAAAUUGUACGACUUACAUUUUAGAAAAAACGAAUAGUAGCAAAGAUGAUUUAGCAUAAGAUUUAUUUAAUAAAAAAUGUUAAAAUUAU
Messenger RNA from Nasonia vitripennis (jewel wasp), 2620 nucleotides. Its product is annotated as mitochondrial ribosome-associated GTPase 2. Gene Ontology annotation, molecular function: GTPase activity; GTP binding; magnesium ion binding. Gene Ontology annotation, biological process: rRNA base methylation. Gene Ontology annotation, cellular component: mitochondrion. The transcript is spliced from 8 exons. Lineage: Eukaryota; Metazoa; Arthropoda; Insecta; Hymenoptera; Pteromalidae. The coding region runs from base 1363 to 2568 and encodes 401 amino acids. The record is from RefSeq and is a predicted model, not a curated record.